This is a messenger RNA of Poecile atricapillus (Black-capped chickadee), 2753 nucleotides long. RefSeq names its product aquaporin 1 (Colton blood group) (gene AQP1). Gene Ontology annotation, molecular function: carbon dioxide transmembrane transporter activity; glycerol transmembrane transporter activity; water channel activity. Gene Ontology annotation, biological process: hyperosmotic response; carbon dioxide transmembrane transport; renal water transport. The record is from RefSeq and is a predicted model, not a curated record. Lineage: Eukaryota; Metazoa; Chordata; Aves; Passeriformes; Paridae. The transcript has 4 exons. Bases 112 to 927 code for a protein of 271 amino acids. Gene Ontology annotation, cellular component: membrane.
UCCUCCAGAUUUCUCUUCAGACCUCAAAGGACAAAUAUCAGGCAAAGGAAGGGAGAGAGGGAGAAGGGAAAGUGAGGAGGGGAGAGAGAAAGAGAGAAAGAAAGAGGAAAGAUGGCUAGUGAAUUCAGAAAGAAAAUGUUCUGGAGGGCAGUGGUGGCAGAGUUCCUGGCCAUGAGCCUUUUUAUUUUUAUCAGCAUUGGCUCGGCUCUGGGCUUCAACUUCCCUGUGGUGGGCAACAAAACAUCAACGAAGUCUCAGGACAACGUGAAGGUUUCUCUGGCUUUUGGGUUAUCCAUCGCUACCAUGGCGCAGAGCGUGGGCCACAUCAGCGGGGCACACCUGAACCCGGCUGUCACCCUGGGGCUGCUGCUCAGCUGCCAGAUCAGCAUCUUCAAGGCGCUCAUGUACAUCCUCGCCCAGUGCCUGGGGGCAGUGGUGGCCACAGCCAUUCUCUCGGGAGUCACCUCCUCUCUGCCACAAAACUCCCUGGGGCUUAAUGCUCUUUCAGAGGGAAUCAACGCAGGCCAAGGGCUGGGAAUUGAAAUCAUUGCCACCUUCCAGCUGGUGCUGUGUGUCCUGGCCACCACAGACCGGAGAAGGAACGACGUCUCGGGGUCGGCACCUUUGGCCAUUGGUCUCUCCGUUGCCUUGGGACAUCUUCUCGCUAUUGAUUACACCGGCUGUGGAAUUAACCCAGCCAGAUCUUUCGGCUCAGCGCUCAUUGCCAACAACUUUGAAAAUCACUGGAUUUUCUGGGUUGGCCCAAUCAUCGGAGGAGCAAGUGCUGCCCUGAUUUACGACUUCAUCCUGGCGCCCAGAACCAGCGACCUCACCGACCGCAUGAAGGUGUGGACCAGUGGCCAAGUAGAAGAGUAUGACCUGGAAGGGGAUGAUAUGAACUCCCGAGUUGAAAUGAAGCCAAAAUAAGGAAGAGCAUGGAGAGAGGGGAGAAAAAAAAAAAAAAAGAAAAAAAGCAGAAAAAAAAAAAAUGCAGCACAUUGGUUUCCGAAGAUUUUAUCAGUGUUAUAGACUCUUUGUAAACCAGCAAGCAGUACUUUGGUAUUUUUAAUUCAAUACAGUUUUCCUUUUUUUUUUUUUUAUUUUUUUUGGCCCCCAAUCCUAAUAGCGUUUUUUAUAUCUGGGGUUUUUCAAUUACAGAGCCUUUGGGUUGAGAAGUCAUGACCUAAAUAAGUUGGGGUGAAGUUUAUUUAGGUCACCUUUGCAUGACAUAAAUAAAAUGGGCUGGAGUUGAACCCAAUGUCCUGGGUUUUAACCCUAAACCAAGACACUCCUCCAUUGGUACCACCCAAUUUUGAGUUGUUUUUAGCAUGGGGGGGUUCUCCUUCUACAUCACUCAGUAAUGAUAAGUAGUUCCAAUGACCAGUUUGUUUUCUGAAAGAAUAGAUCUUGAGGACAGAGAACCAUCUGUACUAUUAACAGAGGCCUUACUCCUGUAAAAACAGUAUUUAUACAAACAUGCAAGGCUGGCAUCUAAUGCCACCAAUGAAUGGGAAAAAAACCCAGUCUCAAAUCAGUGUCCAAAAGCAUCUUUUGGAAUGAAAGGUUACUAAAGGUUAGUUGCUAGGUAAAAUUAACCAUAAUUUCCCAAAUGAUCUAUCAAUUUUGAGAAAAAGGUCCAGAAAAGUUAGGCAGGGUAAGAAUUUCCAGAGUCACAGGAUCUUUCAGAUUUUCUAGUGUUUCAUUCUCCCUGAACCUGCAUCCAGCUGCUUGUGAGGGGAGAGUGUAUGUGACAAAAAAAAAAAAAAAAAAGAUAUAUUUCCCCCUGGGAAGUAAUAACUAGAAUUCAAAUUGGAGAGUAACAACGAUGCCAACAGGAGUGACGUGGUGCCAAUGUGUAAACAGGAUCUGAUGGUUCCUAUGACUACUCUGCUUUUGUUCACCUGGUGUAAUUUAUCUGGUGAUUUUAAGGAAAACAAGGAGGAAAGAAAUCCCCUUUCUCUCUGACCCCAUUCCAACAGCCAGCACUGUGGCAUUCAGGGACCACAAACAGAUGUACACACGGUUUAUUUUCUAAUGAGGGGCAAAUACAUACCUGUAAGUCCAUUUUGGGGGUGGUUGCUUUGUUUUUAUAUAUAUAUAUAUAUAUAUAUAUAAAUGUUUAUAUAUAUGUUUUAUACAGAAAGCCUAGUGUACUGUUUUGUAAGAAAAUAAGAGCAUAAAGACAAGUGGAACGAAUUGCAGCAGUGCUUAGCGAAAUAAGCAACACUGGAAACAAGAAAGAAAAUUAACACUCUAAACGACAUGGAAAAUUAUUUUCUGUUUAAAUGUGUGUGUGUGUCUGUGCUACUUAUGAUUUCCUGAGUAACCCAAAGCAUUACCUGAUCUUACCAACUAACUACAGAAUAUAGUUAAAGCAGAUCCGUGCUGAAAUACUUGUUCUGCACUAAAGAGUUUUCCAUAAGAAAUGAGGCCCAGAGGAACUGACAGAAAAUCAGCACAUUCCAGCAUUCAGCAAUCCCCCAGAGGUAAUGGGAUGGAUUCUCCUCUCUGAGAGACAGUGUGGGAUUGGGAGGUGAGGUAGGAUUGGCAUAGGAAUCUGAUCAUUCCAUCAAUUUGAGUAGAUGGUCAAAGAAAAAAGAAUAAAAAUGAAAAUCGCCAGCAAAAUAAAGCAGAAUAUAUUUUAUCUUUCUUGUCUACAUUUGGUGUGCUAUCCCAUGUAUUGCCAAUGUACAUAGAGCAUGAUUGGAUUUUGGGGUGGUUUAAAAAUAAACAAAAUCAGUUGUGCUAACAUA